AUCACCGUGCCAGCCCUGCCAUCGGAGACUGCCUCGGCCCCAACAUCCCGCCUACCCAGUCAAGGAGGGAAGGAAGCCAAGCAUCAGCUAGCAAACAGCCCGAAAUCCGCCGACAGAUACCCUCUUUCAACCGGCUAGAACAUGACUAAGAAAUGGGAUGAGCACAUGGCCAUCAUCAUGAGGCUCUACAAGGAGCAAAACAUUCCUCUCCACGAAGUCCAGACAAUCAUGGAGCAGAAGCACAACUUCAAGGCCUCGUGGGUGACCACCCCCUCGUUUUACAAACUCGCGCAAGUUGAAUUACCUCCUGACUCCCAUCUCAGCACACGGGCGUACCGCUCUCGCUUCGAAAAAUGGGGCAUACACAAGUACAACUGUCGGCGGAAGGGCUCCUCGGACGGACAAGUCCAUGCCCUCCCGGCGGCCCCGCUUGAAGGGGGGGAAAGCACCGCCGCUGUGACGCCGCCGGUAAGCCCGGGAAACUCUGACCAGCCGGGCACGCGUUCCGGCCCCUCGAACGGCCCCUUCUGCGGCCUGGAGUCGCAGAUAUAUCCAAUAUCGCCCGGGUAUGCCAGUUGAGCAGAGCAGAGCCACCAGCCCGGCCGGAACCCUGACGACCAUGUCGCAGUGCUACCAGGGCGGCGACCAGACGGCCGAUUUCAGUCAGCAGGUGCAGCUGCAAGGGUACUACAGCCCCUUUGAGCAGUUCCAGCCGCAUUCUUCGGACCCGUACCACCAGCAGCAGCAGC
Messenger RNA from Phialemonium atrogriseum, 749 nucleotides. RefSeq names its product Clr5 domain-containing protein. The coding region runs from base 142 to 579 and encodes 145 amino acids. The record is from RefSeq and is a predicted model, not a curated record. Lineage: Eukaryota; Fungi; Ascomycota; Sordariomycetes; Cephalothecales; Cephalothecaceae. The transcript is spliced from 2 exons.